AUGAACGAUAAUGGCCAGCGGCUACUAGAGUUCUGUACUGAGCAUCUGCUAUGUGUAACAAAUACUUUCUUCAAAGGCAAGCUGACACGCAAGGUCUCCUGGAAGCAUCCGCGAUCAGGUCACUGGCAUCAGUUGGAUGUAGUACUUUCCAGAACCAAGGAUAUUCGCGAAAUUCUUCAUACCCGUUCGUUUCACAGCACUGAUUGCGACACCGAUCACUCACUCGUAGCAGCUAAUAUAGCCUUUUCGCCUAAAAGGAUACAUUCAUCCAGAGUAAUGGGUAGGAAAAGGUUAAAUCUUUCUCAACUCCAUAACGAUGAAAAAAUCCGAACUUUUGAAUGCUUGGCUAAAGAAAUGCUGGAUUCGUGGAACACAAGUACACCCACUAGUGUCGAGUGGAGCAAUGUUAAGGAGCUAUUGACCGCGAGCGCUGGCGAAGUAUUUGGGCACCUGAAAACCAAGUCCAGGGAUUGGUUCGCAGAAAACGCUGAGCAUUUACAUCCACUGCUUGUUUCGAAGCGUGACGCUGCACUGAAACAUCGCAUGAAUCCCUCGAUGGAUACAAAAAACAUUCUGCGAGCAAAAAAAGCAGCCCUUCAACGAAGUGCAAGGUACUUUGCGAACUUGUACUGGAGGAAACUUGGUCAUACUAUUCAAUCUUGUGCAGACAGAGGGGACGUCGGCGGAGUUUACGACGGCAUCAAAUGGGCUCUUGGACCAAUGAUGAAAAAGACUGCUCCUCUAAAAGAUGCAAACGGCGAUGUCAUAGCCGACAUAAUGAAACAGCUAGAUCGGUGGGUCGAGCAUUACACGGAUCUGUACUCACGCCCCGUGUCUCUACAUCCAGGAGCAGAACACGGUAUGCCUAAACUGGAUACUUGGAUCGUCCUAGACAGUCUGCCGUCGGCGGAGGAAUUCAACGUUGCCGUCAGUCAGCUCAAGAAUGGAGAGAGUUGUGAUGGCACCCAAGCCGAAUUAAUAAAGCUCCAGUGUGUUAGACCAAUCCUAUACCAUCUGUUGUGUAAGUGUUGGGAAGCGGGAAGUGUGCCUCAGGAUAUGCCAACAUCUUCACGUUAUAUAAAGGAAAAGGUGAUCGAGGGGAUUGAGAAAUGUAGAGAGCAGAACUCUCCCGUUUAUGUGGCCUUUAUUGACCUUAACAAGGCCUUUGAUACAGUCAGUAGGGAUGUUUUGUAUCUAGCACUGGAGAAAAUUGGGUGCCCACCUAAGCUCCUGAGCCUCGUCAAAUCCUUUCAUGAAGAUAUGAUGGGUGCCGUGGUUUGUGACGGUUGUAUGUCGCAGCAGUUCAGCGUUUGUAGAGGUGUGCGUCAGGGCUGCGUUUUAGCUCCUACCCUGUUUGGUAUAUAUUUUUCUCUGUUAUUACGCACUGCGUUCCGCGAAAACCAACAGGGAAUCCACUUAUAUACGAGGGCCGACGGAAAGUUAUUUAACAUCUCCCUCCUAAAAUCUAAAAGACACCGCGAGGACCUUUUCGUCGACAACAUGCUAUUUGCUGAUGAUGCAGCCUUUGUAGCUAAUUCCGAAGUGGACCUCUAG
This is a messenger RNA of Aricia agestis (brown argus), 1554 nucleotides long. RefSeq lists its product as uncharacterized. The record is from RefSeq and is a predicted model, not a curated record. NCBI's taxonomy places the organism in Eukaryota, Metazoa, Arthropoda, Insecta, Lepidoptera, Lycaenidae. The coding region runs from base 1 to 1554 and encodes 517 amino acids. The transcript is spliced from 2 exons.